Molecule: messenger RNA, 135 nt
Organism: Racocetra persica
Lineage: Eukaryota; Fungi; Glomeromycota; Glomeromycetes; Diversisporales; Gigasporaceae
Source: the annotation of a GenBank genome assembly
AUGGAGCAUCGCCUCAAGCCAAAUCUAUCAAUCCGCAUUUCGGGUCCCGAGUCAUUUUGCAGUAGAAUUACUGAAUUUACCGUUACGGCAUUUUACCAGUUGGUAGAAUUAAUUACGGCACAGUACCUGAUUGCC